GAGGAAUUUGGGUAUAACUUGGAUGGUACUAGUAGAAAACGAGCCGGUCCGGGUCUGAUACUUGUCACCAGUCACGUGGCAGUUGUCACAGCGUCGGAUCUCGAGGAGCUCAGCUUGAACUAAUGGCCGACACUGUAUCUGAGAUGGAAUGGUAUCGCGGCUACGUCCCGCUAUUUCCAUACGAAUUCGACCCUUCUGAUCCCAAAAACAAUUCCAAGUUCCGCGAGCUUCCCCAGUUCGCUCUCCAAGGUGGUGAUUUCCAGUUUGUUUUGAAAAAUGCGAUACAAUGCGAGCCGGAACUCGGACUGUCUCAGAUUUGGGUUGCAGAAGUGAGAAAGAAGGGUGGUCCUGAGCCUGAGUCUUCUUCUUGGGGACAGGUAGUUCUCAAGCUGUUCCAAGCUUCUCUCCUUCGGUUUCCUCAGCCUACCUGGCAAGACCCUUUCAGCGAGUACUCGUGUCCCAGACAAUUAGCCUGCGUCGAAGAGCUCGUGUAUAACUCGCUUCAAGACAUCCAAGGAUGGACAAUACCCUAUUUUUAUGGGAAACACAGGUUGACGUUGCCUAAUGGAGAGUCUACGAGGGUUAAUGUGCUCGAAUACAUCGAUGGCAUGACCCUUGCUCAGCUGCAUGACAUGUAUCCCACCCAUAUGACUACGCCAUUGAAGCCGAAAUUACACCAUGAGUUGUUGGAGAAACUGAAAGAGCUCUACGUCCCAGCAAUGCAAGGUAUAUCCGAAAUCAACGCACGUCAUAUCGUUCUGUGUGAUCUCGAACCGGAGAAUAUCAUGAUCGCCCCCGAGCCUUCGUUGAACCAGGUUGUCUUCAUUGACUUUGGGCAUGCGUUUAUCAACACGCCCAAGGAAGUUGUCGAUUCGUACAGGAAUUCCCUCAAGCUGGCAACUUGCAUCAUUGGAUGUUGUCGUCGGCAUAGGGCUGACGUUACAAAGGGGGCAAAGAGGUGUUUAUCUGCUGACCUGCAGGUCCCUACUUCUAGUCCUUUGUAGCUAGAGUCAAUAUGAUUAUACAAAGGCUCUAGCAUUUAGGAAGAGGAUUAUGGUGGUGGUGAGUCAGAGCCGGCAAUUUCUCCACAUAGUCGUCACCUCAUAUGGUAGCUGGUAGCCGGCUUCUUAUUGUAACUCAUGCAUCUCUGACGCUCCCUCGACAGUUUCGCUGCCUACUACCAAGCCUUCUAUGAGCUGGACGACCUGAGUUGGCACUGAGUACCUUGGGAGUAGCACGUUGGCAUCACGAACAAUUGUCUGUUAACAACGAGGAGUGAGUGCAGGUGUCGGCGGGACUAUUAUGCAUUCAUGCACUGCUGUCGGAAUGAACAUUGUGCUCUCCGAAGUAGUAUAUGCUACCAUCCUUUCAGGGAAAGUGACCAAAGGAAUAAAGAUGCAUUGCGGGAAGGGUGAAUACCAUGAAAUCAUUGCCAAUGCAUUAGGCAGGUUCAAAAAGAAAACACUACAACGGAGCUCCGGACCGACGUUUC
Desarmillaria tabescens is the source of this 1492-nucleotide messenger RNA. RefSeq lists its product as uncharacterized. The transcript has 4 exons. Gene Ontology annotation, molecular function: protein kinase activity; ATP binding. Lineage: Eukaryota; Fungi; Basidiomycota; Agaricomycetes; Agaricales; Physalacriaceae. The record is from RefSeq and is a predicted model, not a curated record. Gene Ontology annotation, biological process: protein phosphorylation. The coding region runs from base 123 to 1004 and encodes 293 amino acids.